AUGCUAGCUAAAGAGGAAGCAGCCACUGAUCGCUUGCAAGGUCAUUGCCUUCGUGGCCUAGGGGAAAGUCCUACAACUCAUCCCGUGGCUCAAGUAAAACAUUGGCUGGCAACACAUUUAACUGUUAUUCUUUUUCCCCCGAAGAGGUUACGGACGCUCUCCGGAAUGCCAUUAUCCGGCACCCCGAUAUCCGUACCUUCGUCCAGCAUUAUGAGGUGGAUGUUUUAUGAUGAAAUGCAGGGCAUCAUCCGCUAA
This is a messenger RNA of Paracoccidioides lutzii Pb01, 255 nucleotides long. RefSeq lists its product as hypothetical. Bases 1 to 255 code for a protein of 84 amino acids. The transcript is spliced from 2 exons. The record is from RefSeq and is a predicted model, not a curated record.